Messenger RNA from Xyrauchen texanus (razorback sucker), 3598 nucleotides. Its product is annotated as MICOS complex subunit mic25a-like. Gene Ontology annotation, cellular component: MICOS complex; mitochondrion. The record is from RefSeq and is a predicted model, not a curated record. The coding region runs from base 94 to 843 and encodes 249 amino acids. The transcript has 10 exons. NCBI's taxonomy places the organism in Eukaryota, Metazoa, Chordata, Actinopteri, Cypriniformes, Catostomidae.
AGCAGUGCCAACCUCCAGUCAUAUUACAGGAUACUGUUCCUUUACAGACUGUCACUUCGACACGAUUCAUUAAAAGAGUGGUAAUAAAAAGCUAUGGGUUCCGGAGAGAGCACGAGCAGGAGAGUCUCUUUCGGCCUAGAUGAGGACGAUAGGGUGAGGAUUCUGCGUGGAGUGAAGCUAUCUGAAGAUGUUCUACAGCGCAUGAGAAAUGCUGGUCAAACCCCUGAACCAAGUCAGCCAUUCAAUAAUAAAGAAAACCAAGGACAGCAGACUCAACCUUCCAGCACAUCUGAAACUUCACCUCCAAAAACUCAGACCAGGACCACUUUUCCUGACACUAAAGAGGAGCUAAGGAAGAGGUAUGAGCAGCAGCAGGCCAUUAUACAAGAGGAGCUGUCUCGCAUUGCACAGAAAGAGAGAGAGGCAGCACGGCAGGACAUCACACGAGCAGUGCAGAGAGAGAGAGUGCAGACGCGGCAGGAGUUUGAGAAAGCCAAACAGCUGCCUGCCUCUGAACUGGAUGCCUGGGGGAAACAGCUGGAGAAGGAGGAGGCUGAACUAAAGGCGCUGGAUGCCUUCUAUAGGGAGCAGAUCACACAGCUAGAAAAGAAGAAUGAAGAGCGCUUCAAGUUGUCUGCUGAACAAUUCCACACUGCUGCAGCCAGGAGUGAAGCCAGCAUAAAGUUGCGCAACAUGGAACCGGUGUGUAUGAACCUGCAAGCUCAGAUCCUGAACUGCUACAGACAGAACCGCGAACAGACGCUUCAGUGCUCAGAUCUGGCCAAAGAGUACAUGCAGUGCAUCAAUGCAGCCAAGAAGAAUCUGUUGGUGAAUCACGGAUAAAGAUCUGUACUGCUCUUCAGCAGGGCUGCCAUCUUACCUGUCACUCUGGUUCAUCUGUGUGGUGGGUUUUACGGGCCGCUGCAUCUUCAGCCUUUCCAUCCAAUUACCAUCUGAUCCCUGGGCUCUGAGUCGCACUACAUUAUAGUGAACAAGCUAUAUUGUACAGGCCGCUAUUACUUUUUUCCAUUAUCUGUAAUAGCACUGACAAUGGGAUCGCAGAAAUGCAAGGCUUGAUUUUUAUAUUACACUCGGGAAGUCCUGAUGCUUUUAAUUGUCAGGGUUUUAUUUAUGAAUUGUAUUUCAUCAAAACCAUAUCUUCAUAAACGGAUAACUGGACAAAGUUGGUCAUGCUUCUGUAUUUUUAUUCCUUUUUAUAUAUGACUAAUAUUGAACUCAAUAUCAGACAUUCAUGAAUGCAUUUUUGCUUCUGUCUGCACAGUUUUUUAAUGGUUUAUCUAUGUAAACAUGCACUAGACAGACAUCUUUGACCGUUGCACCGCUUAUCUUUUAUUCUUUUUGCGUCUCGUGCUGGAGCACCACAUUUUAAGAUCAAGUGUCAAGUUAAAAUAACUUUUAAAAAAUCUUGAGAGACUCCUACAUUUUGUUUGAUUUGUUGCACUGUAUCUAGCUUUGUUUAACCAAGAACCCAUAAGAAUGUCUGAAACUGAAUCGGUUAGUCUUUUCAUUUCAGCAUUUUUACACAUUAAAAAAACUCCUAAUAUCAAUGGAUAAAGGAAUAGAUUACCCAUAAUGGUACAUCCUGUCAAUGUUGCUUUUAUCUGUUAUAACAUAUAUCUGUUAUAACAUAAAUUGAGAAAUUAUGAAGAAUAUUCACACAACUCUUUUCCAUACAAUAAAAGUUCAUAAUGACCAUGUCGGUCAAGCUCUUAAAAGCAUGAAAAAGAAAAGAAAAAAAAAACGUAAAACAUAUAAAAGAACUAUAAAAGCAGUUCAUAUGACUUGGGUGCUAUAUUCCAAGUCUUCUGAAGCUAUAGGAUAGCUUUAUAUGAGGAAUCGCCCUAAAUUUGAGAUAUUCACUGUAAAUCUUGCCCUCUGUUGUAUAGCUUUCGAUCAAAUAUGCCACAUUUUGUCAGCCUACAAGUCAAUGACAUCAUCAGGUUACUCAUGUCAGCUUAGAAGUCGGUGUUAUCAUCAAACGUCAUUGGUUUUCAUGCAUCUUGUGAUUUGUUUUUGAAGUUUGACAGAUGUGGCCACUGUGAAUUAUCGUUGUACAUUAUGGAAUAGAGCCAUGUAAAGAUUCUUUAGAAAUUCUCCUAUAUCAGGAAAAUAACUGCUAAUGAGCUUUGAAUGAAAUUAGGAUGAGUAAAUAAUGACAGAAUUUUCAUUUUUGGAUUGUAUGCCUUUAAUCAAAUUAAUUUGACAUGUCUGAACAUUUAAAGAGUACAAAUGUUGUGUCUGAUUGAGUGCAACCUAUUCUUGUAGCGAGAAGACAGACGAAGACAUGAUUGAUCUGCGAGUAGUGACACCGUUUCGGUGUCAUACAUGUACACACUACCUCAAUUUGUUGCUUUUGACGUGGUUGUGUCUCCCAUGUGAGCUCAGGCAAUUGUGGUGAGAUGGCAUCACACACACACAACCUUCAAUUAUCAACCUGACACACACUGCAUCUCUACACUCAGUUCAGAUGCGCACACAUGCUUCAUGUCAGCAUACACACACCCUUCUGUCAGGCCUAAUAAGGUUCUCAAUCCAUUCUAGCAGGAUUGACUAGGGAAUUACCUUGUUAAGGAUACAGCAAGAGUCGAGGCAGGUUGCCUUUGCUGAAUUUGUGUACGUGUGGGUGGUCUGUCAUCAUACAGUGUGGAGGGCAAGUAGUGAUUUGUUGUUGUGGGGCAACUGAUUCUGAAUCUGAGACAUUCACAACCCAUUUUGCUUUUGCAAUUUGUUGCAUUUCUGAGUGAAACCUAAUAUUCAUUGCGAUACAUUUUUGGAAAAUUAUUGGAUUGUAAAAACGGUCAUUCAGCUUAACCUCUCCUUUUGAGUUCUAUGGAAGAAAGAACAUCACACAUGUUGACAGAAUUUACAAUUUUUUUAAGUAUUCUUUAAGUAUGAUAUAAUCAGUAGGUAAUAAGACAAGUGUGUGAGUUGAGUUUGUGUGAUCCCAUGGCACACCUUUAGUACAGGCUCUUCAGACAGCGAACACACAGUCAGCAGAAGUGCCGUAUGUGUUGUGGUGAGGACAAGAUGGUAGGCGAUAACAGGAGCGAGGAAUGAGGGCAAAGGUUAAUACAGUAAGUGCUCCAUCAUACACCGAUGAGGUCUGCCAGAUCAGCCAUACACGGUUAACAUUAGAGAGAGAGAGAGAGAGAGAGAGAGCACAGCUGGGCUUCCCUCUGUACACUAGAUAUGCACUGAACAUCGGCAAUACAAGGUGCAAAUAAAAGGGAUAGUUCACCCACAAAUGAAAAUUGUGUCUUUAUCUAUUCCCCCUUAUGUCAAUUAAAGUAUGGAUGUUAAUUUAGCAAGAUGUCCAGAAGCUGCUCUUUUCUAAACAAUAGAAGUAUGAUUGUGGGUGUCAAGCUCCAAAAAAGACAAUAAAUAAAUAAAUGGCUAUGAAAUUAAAAUAACUGUAGUACAUAUAGCUUUUUAAAUAUUUUUUAUUACACGGCUCUCUAGAAAACCUGAUUCUGUUUAGUCAGUGGCGCCAUCUAGCUGUCUGAUCAGCUCAUCCAGGUAUCUGGGCCAUCUUUACUAAUUUUCAGAUCACUGCGCAGUCUCUACAAGUAAGCUAAUA